CUCAUGGUGCUGAUAAUGCACGUAUUCGUAUGACAAUCGGAAAUGGAUAGAUAAUAAACACAUACCUCAAGUGUUAAUUUAAAUUUUCAGCGCGGGAAAUUCAAAAAUUAAAAAAUUGCAAAAUAUUGAAUCCGCCCCUUUGAACGUCAGUGGCUCAGUGAUUUCCAUACAUUUGGAGCUUAGCGAAUGAAUUAAUCUGAAUUUAUCUCUGCAACAGAAGUAGCCGUUUGCCUCGCAAUUCUGAACUUCUGACCUGUCUGCCGCCGAUGAAUUCUUUUUGCCUCUUGGCCAGAUCAUCGAUCGGUACUCGAAGAUCGGAACAAAAACGCUCGCGGUGCCUUAUGAUUCUGUGCAUUGUGUAACAUUGGCAUUAUUAUUUUUGCGCCCAUCAGUGAAUAAUACAGAGUGACAAUGAUAUUUAAAUCAUGGCUAAGUAUUCUCGUUCUCAUGAAAUGGAACUAUUGCACUGCAAUUGCCACGUUUCCCAAAACGGUCGACCUAUCGUAUCGGGACUUACAAAGGGAAGAUUUCUUUAUUAAAAUUCAAAACCAAAUUGAUAUGCGCGAAGUGAACGAACUCAUACUUCGAGGGAACAAAUUCGACAGUUUUCUCGACUGUUCUACAAAGCUCGAUAGUUUGCGCAUAUUAGACUUAUCAUAUAACAAUCUUAAAAAGUUUUUCUUCUUGUGUCUAGAAGAAUCAAAUUUAGUAUCGCUAAAUGUUAGCCAUAAUCAAAUAGAAUACAUCAACGAUGAAGCUCUAAAUCACCGGGUCAUGAAAUUGAAAAUAUUGGAUGUGUCAUUCAAUGAUCUCUAUGUUGUCAACGAUACCAUGUUACAGCAUAUGAAGAACCUGGAAUUUCUCUCGCUGGCAAGUAAUCCGAUCGAGGAAAACAUCGACGCCUAUGUGUUCCAAAAUCUCACGCAAUUGAAGCACCUCGACUUGCGCAACGUAUCAUCACCUUACUUCUCUCCGUCGCUGUUCGAGCCCCUGUCGAACCUCGAGCACCUCGACCUGUCACUAAACCCCAUCGAGGACGUACCUCCCCUACCCUCCGGCAUCAAGGUCCUCUACAUAUACGGCACCAACAUACUUCAUCUGGGCAGCUUCGUGAUGCCCCAGCUACUGGUCCUCUCCCUCGACAACUCGGCCAACCUCACCUCCAUCCUCCUCAACAACUUCGAAAAUCUCACCCAACUCGAGAUUCUCUCGAUGCGCGACUCCCCGAGGCUCUCGCAGUUGCGGCUCAGGCCCAUGAGCUCCAAGCUUCUGCCGAGGCUCAAGAGACUCUCCCUGCAAAACUGCGCCCUCGAAACCUUGAACUCCGAGCUGCUGCCGAUAAUACAGAAAACUGCCAUUCUCGAUCUACAGAGCAACCCCUGGCGCUGCGACUGUAGGAUGAAGUGGAUUAACGCGAUGAACCUCACAACCGACCUAGUCAGCAGCUUCAGGUGCCAAACACCGCUGAAGCAUCGGGGCAAAUUGCUGCACGAGGUACCGAGCCAGGAGCUCGAGUGCGACGAGCCCCCCGAGGGUCGCCGGGGCUUCGACGCCGAGGCCGUCGGCCGGAUCUUCUACCCGAUCCUCUGGGUCUGCCUCGCGCUAUUGAUCCUCGGGCUACUGGCCACCGGGGUCGUCUACUACUCGCGCGGCUGCCUCGACCAAUGGCUGAUGAAGAUGCGCCACCGUGGCACCGACACCGUCAGCUACACCAACGUCGUCGAGUCGACCAACGACCUCAUCCGAAUACUGCCCGUCGGCGAGGCCAACGAUCACGCGGACGUCUGACCGAGCCGGCGGCAGACCAGUGCCCUGGAAGAAAAUGCCACUCCGCGACCGAGCGAUCCCCAGCGAUUUUAACGU
Molecule: messenger RNA, 1863 nt
Organism: Ceratosolen solmsi marchali
Lineage: Eukaryota; Metazoa; Arthropoda; Insecta; Hymenoptera; Agaonidae
Product: leucine-rich repeat neuronal protein 1
Exons: 4
Coding region: 412-1788 (458 amino acids)
Cellular component (GO): plasma membrane
Molecular function (GO): protein binding
Source: RefSeq, a predicted model, not a curated record